Molecule: messenger RNA, 1464 nt
Organism: Papaver somniferum (opium poppy)
Lineage: Eukaryota; Viridiplantae; Streptophyta; Magnoliopsida; Ranunculales; Papaveraceae
Exons: 2
Coding region: 1-1464 (487 amino acids)
Source: RefSeq, a predicted model, not a curated record
AUGGUGGUGGAAAUACCUUAUAUGCAUGCCUCUGUGUUAGAUGUAGAAUGGUAUGGUAUUCAAUCUACGUAUACGACAUGGCGUUUUCAUGGGGAAAACUUAGAGGUAGAAGCACAAUCACUCGAGGAUAACACUAAUAAUGCCAAUUUAGCUGAGAAUGUAGAAAAUGUAGGAGAUGUAGUUGUUGAUCCUGCUAUAGGUGUGCGUGAUGAUUUAGGAGAUGUUGUUGAAGAUGUCGAUGCUGCUAUAGGGGUAGAUGAUAAUUUUGGAAUAGAUAGUGGGAUUCAUAAUGAUGUUGGAAGCAGGAAAAGGAAAAAAAAGAAUUCUGUCUAUGAGCGUGCAAAAGAACCGUUAUAUCCUUCAUGUCCUAAAGGAGUGACAGCAUUAUAUGCUUCUAUCAAAUUGAAUCACAUAAAGACACAGUAUGGGUUUUAUGAUAAUGGUAUGACAUCAAUCUUAGAGUUGAUGAAGGAGUUGCUUCCUAAAGAAAAUAUGUUGCCAUCUAAGUACCCAGAAGUGAAAAACAUGAUCCAAGAACUAGGAAUGGAUUAUAUAACAUAUGAUGCCUACGUAAAUGACUGUAUUUUUCAUUGGAAAGAUUGUGCAUUAUUGGUGCAGUGUCAUGUUUGUCAAGAAUCUAGGUAUAAGAAGGUUUUUAAUGAUGAGAGGAAGAUUACUACUAUUGCUCAGAAGACGGUAAGACAUUUUUCGUUGAUUACAAGGCUGAAAAGGUUUUAUAGUGAACCAUGGAUCGCGGAGGCAAUGACUUGGCAUUCUAGAGCAAAGUCAGAUAUAAACGUCAUGCGUCAUCUCGUCGAUUCUUCAGCUUGGCGUUGUGCAGAGAGUUUUUCACCUGAGUUUUCCAAGGAACCAAGGAGUGUUACACUUGGGAUAUCAACUGACGGUUUCAAUCCAAAUGGGUGUUUCGGUCUUGCACAUAGUUGUUGGCCUGUGAUUAUGGGUAUGUAUAAUUUAAAUCCUUCGUUGUGUAUGAAGCGGGAAUUCUCCUUGUUGACAUUGCUGAUAUCAGGCCAUAAAGCUCCCGGUAAAAACUUUGAUGUUUAUUUAGAAAUAUUGGUCGAUGAGUUGAAGCAGUUAUGGGAUGGUGUUAUAGCAUUUGACUCCUUCAGCAAUACUGAAUUAUUGAUGAGAGCACGGUUGUUGUGGGCAAUUCACGAUUUUCCAUCGUUGGAUACUUUAUCUGGUUGUGCAACUCAUGGAUAUUUUACGUGUCCUACUUGUGGAGAAGGUAUUGUUGCUGAUUAUCUUCCAUUUACUAAGAAGAUCUUCUAUAGGGGACACCGAAGAUGGCUACCAGUGAAACAUAAGUAUCGCUAUGACAAGACAAACUUCGAUGGAGGGGUAGAGCACGGUACAACUCUAUGGCCACUAACAGGGCAGCAAAUACAAGAGAUUGUAGAUAAAAUCAGAUCCAAGAAGCGCAAGGGAAACAACCUUCACUAG